This is a messenger RNA of Mesorhabditis belari, 987 nucleotides long. The record is from the annotation of a GenBank genome assembly. NCBI's taxonomy places the organism in Eukaryota, Metazoa, Nematoda, Chromadorea, Rhabditida, Rhabditidae.
AUGUCGUCGACGUUGGAUUCGUCGACGCGAGAUCGGCUCUCACCAUUGCCAGUGAAAUCCCAGCUCACACUACCCACAAUUGGAUUAACGCCAAGCCCAGAUCAUAUAAAAGAAGCUGACUCACGACGAAACAGUCUCAAAUCCGCAUCUGCUUACAGUAUAUCGAAUCUGUUAGAUGGAUCGACGAAAGAAUUGCUUCCGGUUUCACACAGUAGAGCCAGCAGUUCCACUGUUUCUGAAGAGGAUCGUCCAACUUCAGAAACUCGAUGUCAAAGUGCUGAUGAUGAGCGAGUUUCCCCGUCGGCAUCGAGUGCCGCCGAGUCGAUGGGCGCCUCAGUUUUUCCGCAUUUCCAUUUUCCAAAUCCUUCCCUACUCGCAUCGACUAUGAUGGCCGACAUGUCGAAUCCGCUCUCGCUGGUGGGUAAUGGACUCGACGUGGCUCAAGCACAGCAUCUACAGCAAGCUUAUCUCUCGCUCCUGUUGGGUCAACAAUUGGGCACUCCAGCCACAUCACCCUUGAGAAUGCUCUCAGCGCAACAGGAACAAGCGGCUCGCACAGCGGCAGCAUUGAACCCGUUCGCUCUUCUCUCUCAGCUCAACGGAUCGCAACAAGCUGCAGCACUCGCCGCGCGUCUUCAACAUCCACUGCAACUCAGCCCGAACAGUUUAAAUAUAAACAAAAAGCAGAGUCGACCGACUUUCACAGGACAUCAAAUCUUUAUGCUUGAGAAGAAAUUCGAGCAAACAAAGUAUUUGGCUGGGACGGAUCGAGCGCAACUCGCGCAAGAGUUGAAUAUGAGCGAGAGUCAAGUAAAGGUUUGGUUCCAAAAUCGCCGAACGAAAUGGAGAAAGAAAGAGGCGGCGGACAACGCUUUAUCGGGCAAAGAACACCAUCGAGCCGAGAGUCGAGAUGGAGAUUCCUCGCCGAUCACCCACCAAACACAGCAACAAGCAUUGCAUUCACUUCACGCUUUCUUGACAACCAAU